UGUCUGCUUAAAAUACUUGUAACACAAUAGCGAUUCUGAAGCAAGCCAAAGAGGAUGCAAACAUAGUACCUAUCAUACACUGGGUUGGUUUACGGUUCAUUCUGUCAAGCCCUUCAACUAAUUUAACUGACAACCGUGGUGUAGACUAGUAAAAGUUUGUAUAACUUGUUAUUAUUAUCAUAAAUAUGAUGAGCAACUAUGCUCGAUCACAUGUUACAGCCUACGCACAAAUAGCUCUCUCUCUCUCCAGACUAAAUGUUAACUGCUUGAAUCACUCGAUUAAUAUAUAAGCUUGGAUCUUAUUAGUUUAUUCGAUUUAGUAUUGGUGUGGUCACUGGUUCCUGUACUCGUUCGCUUUGGUAUUUGGAAUUACCAAAUAACGGUUAACUAGAACGAGUGAUAUAGAAAGCCUAAGGAAUUAUCUCGUAGCUAAACUAUCACAAAGUGAACUAAGAGAUGGGUAUCCGAGGGUUGUGGACGUAUAUAGAAAGCAGCGGUGGAAACUUAUCCGUGUAUGAAUUGCAUAACCAGCCUUUAGUUAUUGAUGCUGAGAACUUUGCUACCGCCUGUUAUCGUGAAGCUGCUUUGCGAUGUGAAUUUGGUGGAGAGUAUUUGGCAUUUAAGAGUUAUGUGCAGUCAUUGUUGAAAGAGUUUAGUAUCUGUGGUGUGGAGCCAAUUUUCGUUUUCGGUGGAUGUCAUCCGAAAGAGGGAACAAAAUUGAAUACUUUGAUGAAGCGGAACAAGGAGUACUUUAAACAACUCUCAUCAGCUCUUCUGAUUGCUAAGUCAACUUGCAGCACAGAGUUGGACAUUGAUAUAGCUCCACGACUUAACAGAAAUGUUCUGGUUGAAAUUCUGCGUGAAUCUUCAAUUCGAUACAUAGCAUGUGAACGUGAAGCUGAUAUCAGUACAGCAGAACUUGCUGUUCAUCUUCAAUGUCUUGUUACUAGUGGAGAUUCUGAUUUUUUUAUUUAUCGACCAAACGAUAAUAAUCAAGUGUAUAAUUUUAUUCCAUUUUCAACUAUUUCACGUUAUUCUAAGAAGAGAUCCGUCCCUUGUUCUAUUUGUAAACGGAGUGGUGCUUCAUGUUAUUUCAUGUCGUGUUCAAUUCUUAAUAAUUCAGGACCGUUUUCUAAACUCAAGUAUCCUAUGUUACCACUUUUUGCCAUUCUCGUUGGUAAUGACAUGAUAUCAAAUAUUCGCCUUCCAACUAUCAUCGAUUCACUAAUCCAUACUUCUAAACUACAGAGGAAGUCCUACUAUCAAAGACGUAUCGAUGCUAUAUUUAACUGGCUGUUAAGUUUCCGUGACAUAGAAGAACCAUUGUCAUUGGUGUUGUCACUUUACAGUGAAAACGAAAGGGAUGGUAUUGGAAAGACAAUUCGUUUAGGGAUUUCGGAUUAUGUUCUAAGUAGUUCAGGAGAAAACCUGGCUCGUGAAUUAGGUUUUUCAACUGAACACAAUAUCUCAUCAAGUGUUUCGUUGUCAAGCAAGAUGGGAAAUUUGAGCAUUCAGGAUCCCACAACUUGUCGGGGUUCUUACUGUGAAGAUGCUUCCAAAUUUUCUAAACCUAUAUUGGAGAGAAAUGAUGAUGAUGAUGAAGACAGUAUAUUUCACCGUUGGCCGAAAGAAUUGAUUAGGCGAUUUAGAUUUCUGGACUUAAUCCCAUCCCUAUUUGACCACAUGUAUGUACGAAAUGGCGCUUUUUCUCGUUUACUAAUGGAGGACAUAAAGAUUCCUAGUUCGCUUGACGAAUGUAUGUCGAAGAUGAGAAGUGCUAUAAAUGGACUUAUAUAUGGACUUGAAAACCACUUGGGCACCAAUGGAAAGUUAUGUGGAAUGGAGAAUGAGUGUGUCACUGAGUAUAGAAGAAACGUGGAUGGUGAUUUUACGAAGACUUUAAUGUCGAUGAAGCCUCUGAAACCCCCUAGUGCUGAAACGCCUGAAUUGUCGUUCUUAUCUUUUUUCUCGAAAUUGUUCAAUGUGAAUUUGGAGAAAGAUUUUAAGCCUCUUGAAAUACAAGGUUUGGCUAUUUUAUUAAUUCUAUGGUUCAGAUGUUCAUCUCAUGCCCAAAACGAAGCUAAAAACAUUAAGACAUCGCCAGUUGCACUUGCGUUGUCAUGUUGUACAAUCGCAAUGAAUUCAAAUCGUGAAUUUCUCGGUAGAAAUCGUGAUGUUGAUGGAGAUUUCGCUAACUCCAUUCGCACACAUCUCGAUAAGUGUGCUGAUGUGGCCAAAUCAAAUUGUUGUCAAGAAGUAAAUAAACGUUCCUUUUGUAUUGAGCAAGUUCACCAACUUAAUGAAUUGCAAAGUAUGACCACUGGUUUAAAGCAUUUAGUUGCAAUGAUUGAGGUGCUUUGUCCGUUUUAUAUGUCAAAUAGUAAUAAAUUUGAUAGUUGUUCACAUUUUAGAAAUCCUUUCAUAAGCUUUUAUCCGUUUUGGAUGUUAUUUGCCAGUGGACGUCUUUUAUAUUGGAUUAGUCGACUUCUGCAAAAUAUUGAUCCAUCUGAACGUUUCCAUAAAGUUAUGAAUGAGUGGCUUCCAAAAUUGCUUAUAAGGACCAAUACUGGACGUGAACAAGAAGAUUGCGCCUCAAAAGAUCUUACCAAACUUUUCAACCUAAUUGAUAAGUUGAACUCUUGAGAUCUACUUACUCAUGGUUCGGUUUCUAUUAUUAUCAACGCUAGUAUUCGUUUUAUUAUUUCUGAUAAACUGUCAUUUUUAAUUUAUAUAAACAUACACACGCAACACUUGGAUGGUUUGUUGUCGAAACUUUUAACUCUCAUGUCAUACUUGCACAUCGAUUUUCCUAAUAACUAGAAUCAUUCAAAUAUUUUAAAUAUACAUUUCAUCAAUUCAUGCUACGCCUUUAUUUUUGUAAAAGUAGUAAAGAUGUCAAGAACGAAAAAAGUCAGUUCCCAGAAAGACCUACUUCAUAUUCUAUGAAAACUACUUCUCCAACUACUUGGAUAUAAUAAAUUGUUGACUAUGGUGUAACUGGGCAUGUUAACGCCAGCCACAUUGUUAACAGUCGAUGUGUCUAUGUAUUUUGUGUUUAUUACACUAGAUGAUUGUUUCGAAGUAUUUACUGACGUUGUCUAGGUGGAUGGGAUGAU
Schistosoma haematobium is the source of this 3116-nucleotide messenger RNA. RefSeq names its product Protein asteroid 1. The coding region runs from base 457 to 2643 and encodes 728 amino acids. The record is from RefSeq and is a predicted model, not a curated record. Gene Ontology annotation, molecular function: nuclease activity. NCBI's taxonomy places the organism in Eukaryota, Metazoa, Platyhelminthes, Trematoda, Strigeidida, Schistosomatidae. The transcript is spliced from 3 exons.